GAGAGUGUGUGAAAAGGAACCUAUAACAACAGAAUACGGAGUUUACAGUUGCCGGAGCUCAGUUGUUGUCAGCAUCUAGUACUGUAAAUGACACAUAGUAAUACUGUACUGUACUACAACUUUCAAAACGCCCUUUGACGUCACCGCGCUAUCGGAUAUGCGUGAACUUAAAUCUUCAGCAAAUGGAAAUUCUCAUCACAGUGCGCGUUUGCUUUGAGUCAGGUCCACUGCACUGAAAACACAAAAGACAUGUUAGCUGUCCAGGGACUGUGUUUUAUCUUGCUCAUGGUGGGUCUAGUGCCCUACAGUGAAAGUACUGACACUGGCUGUGAUGUCUGGACUCUGUCUGAUCAAGAUGUCUGCUGCAAUAAAUGCAAGCCAGGGAACCGCUUGGUGACUAGGUGUGGAAAAGACCCACAAUUGCUCUGUACUCCCUGUGAACCUAAAAGCUACACAACCCAUCCUAACAGCUACUUCUGUCUUAAAUGCACCCAGUGCAUAGGUCCCCAGUUUACGCUUAAACCAUGUAAUAUCAGCAGUGACACGGAGUGUGGAUGUAAGAAGGGAUAUCGCUGUGGAAACAAAGAAUGUUCUUUCUGUGUUACGGAAUGUGGGGAGGGUGAGGAGCCCACCGAUCAGCGAUCAUGCAGAAAAUGUUCACAAGGAACAUUCAAUGACGAAGUCCACAGUAUGUGCAAAAAAUGGAGAAAAAGUUGUCCAGAGGAACAUAUUUUGGUGCCCAAAGGAAAUGCGUUUAAGGACCAUGAGUGCAGAUCUUUGGAUGUAGAAUCAACAAAAGACCCCUUAAAUGUGGUUAAAAAAGGUGAAACAAAGUUUGCAAUCAGUCCAGUUUGGACUGCUGGAGGUAUGGCAGGAUUGGGAGUCCUUUGUAUCAUAAUAUCGGUGGUUGCAUGUGUACAGGCACAAAACAAAACCAAGAAGAACCUGAAAACUGAUAUACCUGAAGAGGUCUCAGAGUUUUCCAGGAAUAUGAUAGUGGAACAAGAGGCUUGUAGUUUCCACCACCCCGAGCAGGAACAGGGAGGAAGCUCAGAGUCCAUCAGUACUCAAGAUUCGGAGAGUAAACUCAUUGUGUGAUUUCACUGGACCACUCC
Messenger RNA from Xyrauchen texanus (razorback sucker), 1115 nucleotides. RefSeq names its product tumor necrosis factor receptor superfamily member 9-like. Bases 250 to 1098 code for a protein of 282 amino acids. Lineage: Eukaryota; Metazoa; Chordata; Actinopteri; Cypriniformes; Catostomidae. Gene Ontology annotation, molecular function: signaling receptor activity; cytokine binding. The record is from RefSeq and is a predicted model, not a curated record. Gene Ontology annotation, biological process: regulation of cell population proliferation. The transcript is spliced from 9 exons. Gene Ontology annotation, cellular component: external side of plasma membrane.